Molecule: messenger RNA, 1913 nt
Organism: Spinacia oleracea (spinach)
Lineage: Eukaryota; Viridiplantae; Streptophyta; Magnoliopsida; Caryophyllales; Amaranthaceae
Product: calmodulin-interacting protein 111-like
Exons: 12
Coding region: 1062-1697 (211 amino acids)
Cellular component (GO): cytoplasm; chloroplast
Molecular function (GO): ATP binding; ATP hydrolysis activity
Source: RefSeq, a predicted model, not a curated record
GAUUCGCCCAAUUCAAUCAAGAAAUUCUUGAAGGUUUGUUUAUUUUUUUACUUUUAUCUGCGGAAUUUGUGUGUUUGAUUUUUUUUAAUUCAUACUGAUAGUAAUUUUCUUGCAAUUUAACAGAUUUAUGCAAGAAUUCAACAUAUUGUUUUUAUGUUUUAAUUUAGGGUUAAUAUGUAGUUAGUUUCGAUCAAGGCUGUAUUUUAAUUACUUUUUAAUUUCUAUUGGUUUUCUUAGUCAUUUAUAUUGCAUAUAGAUUCUAGUUGUUUUAUAUUUCUGCUUAUUACAACAGAGAUGCUGAUGUUGUUGUUUAAUUGCUGUUUAAAUUUCAAUGCUUUUACAAAAUCAUCAAUAAUAAUUCACUUGCACAGUUGUGAUUUGCGUUGGCCGAGUUUUUCAUAGAACCGUAGCUUAAAUUUCCACCCCUUUAAUUUUUAUUCUCUGUUUUGGGUGGGAUUUUUGUUGAUGAGCUUCUGCGAUUGCGGUGGUGUUGGUAACUGCAGACUGUUGUGCGGGUUCUUUAGCAUUGGAUAUAGGAAGACUAGCAGGAGGAUAUGGAAUGGGUGCCUUCUCCUAUGUGGUACCUGUUUACAUUGCGGAAAUAUCACCUGUAAAUCUCCGAGGAGCACUUACAACAUUAAACCAGGUCAUGAUCUGUACUGGCGUCUCAGUGGCGUUUAUAAUAGGGAUAGUUUUAUCAUAGAGGACUUUAGCAUUAACUGGACUUGUUCCAUGUGCUGUUCUGCUUUUGGGUUUAUGCUUCAUUCCAGAAUCUCCAAGAUGGAUGGCGAAAAUAGGAUCUCAAAAGGAGUUUGAAGCUGCAUUUCAGAAACUUCGUGGCAAGGAUGCAGAUAUAACCCAUGAGGCUGCUGAGAUUCAAGAUUACAUAGAAGAACUCGAAAAGAUGCCCAAAGCUAAUAUGUUUGACUUGUUUCAAAAGAGGUAUCUACGUUCUGUAACGGUAACUCUUGAGAUCCCUUGGGUCAAGUGGGAAGAUGGGUGGACAUGGGAAGUGAAGGCACAAUUGAUGGAAGCUGUUGAGUGGCCUCAAAAGCACCAGGAUGCAUUCGAGCGAAUUGGAACCUGCCCACCAACAGGAGUGUUGUUGUUUGGUCCCCCCUGGAUGCAGCAAAACGCUCAUGGCCCGUCCUGUAGCUUCUGAGGCAGGACUGAAUUUUCUGGCUGUCAAGUGUCCAGAGUUAUUCAGCAAGUGGGUUGAUGAAUCUGAGAAGGCUGUUAGAUCUCUUUUUGCCAAAGCAAGAGCUAACGCGCCAUCAGUUAUAUUUUUUGAUGAAAUAGACAAUCUUGUUGUCAUCCGUGGAAAGGAAAGUGAUGGUGUUUCAGUUGCAGAUAGGGUCAUGAGUCAACUUUUGGUUGAAUUGGAUGGUCUACAUGGAAGAGUUAAUGUUACUGUUAUUGCUGCUACAAAUCGUCCUGACAAGAUUGAUCCUGCCCUUCUUAGACCAGGGUGGUUUGAUCGACUCCUAUAUGUUGGACCCCCUAGUGAAAUAGAUCGUGUUGACGUAUUUCAUGUUCAUUUGCGUAAAAUGCCUUGCGGUUUUGAUGUUGAUGUAAGCGAGCUGGCUCAUCUCACUGAAGGUUGUACUGGUGCUGACAUAUCUUCGAUCUGCAGGGAAGCAGCAAUUUCAGCAAUUGAAGAGAACCUAAAUUGUUCAGAAGUAAAGAUGGAGCACUAAAAGACUGCAAUUCUUCGUGUACACCCAUCAGAGAUUCAACCUUAUCAAGAAUUGUCGGACAAGUUUCAGCGGCUUGUACAUUCCAAGUCUCCAUCAGAGGCAUGUGUACAUCAACUUAAUAGACCAAAGGAGUUAUCAUCCUGAUUAUUGAUGAUUCAAGUGGUAAUAGUAAAAUGUAGAUCAAGAGAUGAACACGUUGUCUUGAAGCUACGCUAG